Notodromas monacha is the source of this 2665-nucleotide messenger RNA. Lineage: Eukaryota; Metazoa; Arthropoda; Ostracoda; Podocopida; Cyprididae. The record is from the annotation of a GenBank genome assembly.
UUUAUUUAUUUUCAUAAAUCAUCCCAAAUGAUUUCUGUGUUUUCAUGUGAUGCCUUCCUAUUUAUUUUCUUUGACUGCUGGAAAGCACAAGAUAUUUUUGAAACCACGCGAAUUUUGAAAUUCUUACAUUAAUGCAACAUUUGUAUUUUCAGAAGCCGAUUUACAAAUUUUUUUAAUCUGUUGCCGCAGAAUUAAAAAAAAGAUUAUUCCGCUCAAUUUUCGCCAAAAUAUUUCUCGGGAUUUUUCGUUUUUUUUCGAUUGUAAGAUAAAUAAAAAAACUGAAAGUUUAUCUGUGCAAAGUGUUUAUACUUGAUGGUUGCCCACAAUAAAUCUGCAAUUUUUAAAAAAAUUACAAGCGAAGGGAAUUUUUAAUGAAGCAAAGGCGCUUCACAGUAUGUAUUUUACUUCGGUCGUUAUUUCACAGCAGGAAUACUUUUAUUCUAGCCUUAUUUUGAAUUUUUGCUAUAUUGCCUCAACCAAUCCUUUAAAUGUUUGCCUCAAGCAUCUCACAUCAAUCUUGCGAUUUUAACACACACACAAAAAAAAAAGAAUCAAAGCUAAAAUAGUCGAUGGCUGCUGCUGAUAAAUUUUCCGCAUUAUUGUGCAUUUUAUAUACGGGUACCAGGAACAAUAAGGAAGUGAUCAAUUCGAUGCUUCUUUUUUUCUAUCAAAAUUUUAUGGAAAAUGUUUUCUUUCAUCCAGGGACAUGUUUUGCAGAAUAUUUUUCGCAUAAAUAUUUAUUUUUUUACAGCUUACAGUUUGCUAUAUUUUUGAUUGAGGGGAAGAAAUAAUUAUGCAGAAAAGAGCACCUGAGAAGUUUGUCAUUGAGGAUGGAGAAGCAGGAAAAAAGAGAAGAGAGGCAGAAGAGACAGGAGAAGGAGAGAAGAAAGGAGGUGUCCUGGGGUACCUUAUGGUCAUAGCCAGGGUCCUUGUGGCACUGGGGCUUUUGUAUGUCUUCAUCUGCUCCCUGGACUUGCUGUCAGCUUCCUUCAGGCUCCUUGGUGGGAAAGCAGCAGGAGAGAUUUUUGGGAGUCCACUUUUGCGCAACCCUGUUGUAGGGAUGGUCAUUGGUAUUCUGGUCACUGUCUUGGUCCAGAGUUCAUCCACUUCCACUUCACUGGUGGUGUCCAUGGUCACUGCUGGCUACUUGGAAGUCCAACAAGCCAUUCCAAUGUUGAUGGGGGCCAAUGUGGGGACAUCCAUCACCAAUACAUUGGUGUCCUUCAGCCAGGUUGGGGACAGAGAGGAGUUCAGGAGGGCCUUUGCAGCAGCCACUGUGCAUGACAUGUUCAACUGGCUCACUGUGAUUGUCUUGUUGCCAAUAGAGGUCAUUACACAUAUGCUGUAUCACAUUUCAUAUGGACUGACCAAUUCCUUGGCAACUGAUGCAAAUUCCACAACCACCAAAGAGAUUGAGCUGCUCAAGGUCAUCACAGAUCCUUUGACAAAAAGGGUUGUGCAGUUGGACUCAAAAGUACUUGAAGCCUGGUCACUGGGGGAUGUGAACAACCAGUACUACAACUACACUUCACUGCUCAAGAAUUGCUCCAAGAAGUGUGACCCAGAAACUUACCUGUUUUUUGACACUGGCAUGGAUGACACAGCCACUGGGGGAAUCCUGUUGGCUAUAUCACUUGUCAUGAUGUCUGGCUGCCUCAUCUUGCUGGUCAAGGUCCUCAACUCCAUCCUUCAAGGUCAAAUCUCCUCCUCUGUGAACCGAGUCAUCAACAUGGAGUUUGCCUACCCUUUCUCCUGGGCCCCAGGCUACAUUGCCAUAGCAUUGGGUGCCAUCAUGACCUUCCUGGUCCAGUCCAGCUCAGUCUUCACCUCAGCCCUGACCCCGUUGGCAGGCAUGGGCCUGGUCACCCUGGACCGCAUGUACCCUCUGUGCCUGGGCUCCAAUGUGGGCACCACGUCCACAGCUGUCCUAGCUGCCCUGGCAGCUGGCCCAGACCACAUCAGAGACUCUCUGCAGGCAGCCCUCUGCCACAUGCUCUUCAACUUGUUUGGCAUCAUGCUCUUUUACGUGGUACCAGCCAUGAGGUGGCCUGUGGGACUGGCCCAAAUGCUGGGAGACAUCACAGCAGAGUACCGGUGGUUCGCAGUGGCGUAUUUGGUCAUCAUGUUCCUCAUGUUCCCACUCUGCGUGUUUGCACUGUCCCAGGGUGGGGAGGUGGUGUUUCUGGCAGUGUUGGUGCCGUGUUUGGUCCUGGCCGUUGUUGUGGUGCUGGUGAAUGUGGUGAAGCGGCGGAGACCGCAGUGGUUGCCGGAGCCACUGAGGAGCCACGGGUGGCGCUUUCUGCCCAGGCCACUGCGCAGUUUGAGGUUCUAUGAUGAGAUUGUGGUGCAGGCCAAGUGUUGGAGAAAGAGGAUGGGCAAAGGUGAGGCCUCUUCUUCUGAUGCUCUGGAAGCAGGUAAUAAUGAUAGUGGUGGUGCAGGAGCAGCUACUAGGGACCAGAGUGGUACUUUUGCUGUUACUGCUGCUGGUGUGGAUAAUGCUGCCUUUGAUGAGGAUGGCAUCAUCAUCAUCAGCAAUAAGAACAGCUAGUGUUGCUAUUUUGUGUGGUGUAUGUGUGUGCCACCUGAGGCUGUGCUCUUUCCAACUGGUGUGUUUGUGAGUAAUUAUUGAAUUACUGGAAGAAAGAAACCUACAUUAUGUUGAUAA